AAAAUUUUAUUUUACAAAAAACACAUGUUUUAUAUGUUAUGUAAAUUGCCAAAUAUCAAAUAGUUUAUUCUAUUUCACUUUCUAGGGAAAAAAAAAACAACUGCUCCAAAAGAAUGUGUUUUUCUCCCAUUCUGGAAAUCAACAUGCAGUCUGAAUCUAACAUUACAGUGCGAGAUGACAUUGAUGACAUCAACACCAAUAUGUACCAAUCACUAUCAUAUCCAUUAAGCUUUCAAGUGUCUCUCACCGGAUUUCUUAUGUUAGAAAUUGUGUUGGGACUUGGCAGCAACCUCACCGUACUGGUACUUUACUGCAUGAAAUCCAACUUAAUCAACUCCGUCAGUAACAUUAUUACAAUGAAUCUUCAUGUACUUGAUGUAAUAAUUUGUGUGGGAUGUAUUCCUCUAACUAUAGUUAUCCUUCUGCUUUCACUGGAGAGUAACACUGCUCUCAUCUGCUGUUUCCAUGAGGCUUGUGUAUCUUUUGCAAGUGUCUCAACAGCAAUCAACGUGUUCGCUAUCACUUUGGACAGAUACGACAUCUCUGUAAAACCAGCAAACCGAAUUUUGACAAUGGGCAGAGCUGUAAUGUUAAUGACAUCCAUUUGGAUAUUUUCUUUUUUCUCUUUCCUGAUUCCCUUUAUUGAGGUAAACUUUUUCAGUCUUCAAAGUGGAAAUACGUGGGAAAACAAGACGCUUUUGUGUGUUAGUACAAAUGAAUACUAUACCGAACUGGGAAUGUAUUACCACCUGCUAGUUCAGAUUCCAAUAUUCUUUUUCACCGUUAUAGUAAUGUUAAUCACAUACAGCAAAAUACUUCAGGCUCUUAAUAUUCGAAUAGGCACAAGAUUUUCCACAGGGCAGAAGAAGAAAGCAAGAAAGAAAAAGACAAUUUCUCUAACCACACAACAUGAGGCUACAGACAUGUCACAAAGCAGUGGUGGGAGAAAUGUAGUCUUUGGUGUAAGAACUUCAGUUUCUGUAAUAAUUGCCCUCCGGCGAGCUGUGAAAAGACACCGGGAACGACGAGAAAGGCAAAAGAGAGUCUUCAGAAUGUCUUUAUUGAUUAUUUCUACAUUUCUUCUCUGCUGGACACCAAUUUCUGUUUUAAAUACCACCAUUUUAUGUUUAGGCCCAAGUGACCUUUUAGUAAAAUUAAGAUUGUGUUUCCUAGUCAUGGCUUAUGGAACAACUAUAUUUCACCCUCUAUUAUAUGCAUUCACUAGACAAAAAUUCCAAAAGGUCUUGAAAAGUAAAAUGAAAAAGCGAGUUGUUUCCAUAGUGGAAGCUGAUCCCAUGCCUAAUAAUGCUGUAAUACAUAACUCUUGGAUAGAUCCUAAACGAAACAAAAAACUUACAUUUGAAGAUAGUGAAAUAAGAGAAAAAUGUUUAGUACCUCAGGUUGUCACAGACUAGGAAAAGUCUAGGUUUCACCAAAUCCACAUCCAGGAGAUUUUAAAUUUAAUUUGUACAAAAUGAAAUUACUGCCAAAUAUAAGAAAACACAUUUUAAGUAUUA
Molecule: messenger RNA, 1517 nt
Organism: Tupaia belangeri chinensis (Chinese tree shrew)
Lineage: Eukaryota; Metazoa; Chordata; Mammalia; Scandentia; Tupaiidae
Gene: GPR22
Product: G protein-coupled receptor 22
Exons: 1
Coding region: 114-1415 (433 amino acids)
Biological process (GO): cellular response to hormone stimulus; G protein-coupled receptor signaling pathway
Cellular component (GO): plasma membrane
Molecular function (GO): peptide binding; G protein-coupled receptor activity
Source: RefSeq, a predicted model, not a curated record